AUGUGCAGAUAUGUUGAAGAAUAUCUUGGUAUAACUGGUCUAUCUGAAAUAACAACCAUUGAUCAUCUUUUCAAUGAGAUAAAGCAGUACUACUCAUUUCUUAACUGCAACUUGGUUCGUGAAAUAGCUGUAAUGUUUUUGCCCUCUAAAUGUGACAUACAAAUGAAGUUAACUCAUUACAUGCAAAAAUUGACCACAUUUGAAGAAUCAUCUUCUCUUCAACAUAUCAUAGAUAUUAUAGAAGAAACAAUUGAUCCUACUCAUGACAUGACCAAUGCAGUUUGUGAAGUUGUAUUUAAACUUGAUAGACGGUGGGGAAGAGUAUCACUAGAAAGCUUUAAGGAAGUUAUCCAUCAUAUCUUUGAGGAUAAUAUUAGAGUGCUGAGUCACAUUCGUAUUGAAAAAGGAUCAAUAUGCAUCAAAUAUUCAGCACCGAUUGCUCAAUCUGAAGUACUCAUUAAAAAGGCAUCAUCACAAAUUAAUUUUAUGCAACAAAUUGGCAUAAUUGAAAUGAGUGUUGGUGAUCACUUUGUGCUAAAAUCAUUUGAUGAAAUCAUUUUUGAAAAAUUUUUCCUUGAUGCUGCUGAAUCAGCUUCUCUCAUGCAAUUGGAGCUACUUUUACAGUUGAGAAUUGACAUUGAUCAUAGAAAUGAAACCGGAAUGACAGCUCUUAUGGCUGCCAGUGACAACUGUCAUCACCAGGUUGUGGAACUGUUAUUAAAAGUGGAAGGUGCUGAUAUUAACAUUCAAAACAAUAAUGGAUGGACCGCUCUAAUGGUUGCCAGUGACAAUGGUCAUCACCAGGUUGUGGAACUGUUACUUAAAGAAGGUGCUGAUGUUAACAUUCAAAACAAUAAUGGAUGGACUCCUCUAAUGGCUGCCAGUGACAAUGGUUAUCACCAGAUUGUGGAACUAUUACUUAAAAAAGGUGCUGUUGUUUACAUUAAAAAUAAAAAUGGAUGGGCUGCUCUUUUGACUGCCAGUGACAAUGGUCAUCACCAGGUUGUGGAACUGUUACUUAAUAAAGGUGCUGAUGUUAACAUUCAAAACAAUAAUGGAUGGACUCCUCUAAUGGCUGCCAGUGACAAUGGUUAUCACCAGAUUGUGGAACUGUUACUUAAAGAAGGUGCCGAUGUUAACAUUCAAAACAAUAAUGGAUGGACUGCUCUAAUGACUGCCAGCGACAAUGGUUAUCACCAGAUUGUGGAACUGUUACUUAAAGAAGGUGCUGAUGUUAACAUUCAAGAUAAUGAUGGAUGGACUGCUCUAAUGAUUGCCAGUGCUAAAGGUCAUCACCAGGUUGUGGAACUGUUACUUAAAGAAGGUGCUGAUGUUAACAUUCAAAACAAUAAUGGAUUGACUGCUCCGAUGAUUGCCAGUGAAAAUGGUUGUCACCAGGUUGUGGAACUGUUAUUAAAAGUGGAAGGUGCUGAUGUUAACAUUCAAAACAAUAAUGGAUGGACCGCUCUAAUGGUUGCCAGUGACAAUGGUCAUCACCAGGAAUCAGCUCAAACUUUCUACAUAGCAUGUAUCUAA
Molecule: messenger RNA, 1536 nt
Organism: Amphimedon queenslandica
Lineage: Eukaryota; Metazoa; Porifera; Demospongiae; Haplosclerida; Niphatidae
Product: ankyrin repeat domain-containing protein 29-like
Exons: 3
Coding region: 1-1536 (511 amino acids)
Biological process (GO): protein K6-linked ubiquitination
Cellular component (GO): BRCA1-A complex; BRCA1-BARD1 complex
Molecular function (GO): protein binding; ubiquitin-protein transferase activity
Source: RefSeq, a predicted model, not a curated record